AUGGCAUUGCAUUUCGAGUCCUGCAUUUUUUCUUCCAAACCUCAAAUUAUUGCAACAAAGGCUCAAUUUUCUGAAUGUUUCAGCCCUGCCAAACUUGAUUCUCUUCACAUUGCCAACAAAUGGAACAUUGUUCAAGAGGAAAGGUCUAGCGCAAAAGUGUAUAAAACAGGAGAUCUCAGCAUGAAUGUGUCAGACAAAGUGGAGGUGGUCAAGAAUGAAUUUUGGAAUACUGUGGGUGAAAGCUCAUUCAAAGGUUUGUACAUGAUUGAUGCCAUGCAGCGACUAAAUAUUGAUUACCACUUCCAAGAGGAAAUUGAAGCACUCCUACGGAAGCAACACGUGAAUUCUAGUAUUAUUGGAACUGGUUAUGGUUAUGAUAUUCAUGACAUUGCGCUUCGAUUCAGGCUACUAAGACAACAAGGUUACUUUGUGCCCGCAGAUGUGUUUGACAAGUUCACCAACAAGGAGGGAAAAUUCAAGCCAGAACUUAGUGAAAAUAUCAAGGGGAUGGUGAGCAUAUAUGAAGCUUCACAGUUAGGCAUAGCAGGGGAAGACGUACUUGCUGAAGCUGAACAAUUUAGUGGCAAGCUCCUAAAGGAAAAGGUGGAUUGCAUCGAUAGUCAUGGAUCUAAGUUUGUAAGGAGAACCUUAGAACACCCUUUUCACAAAAGCUUGCCCAUGUUUACAGCUAGAACUUUCUUGGGAGAUUUUCAUGCCAAGAAUACAUGGAUAUCCUUAAAAGAAGUGGCGAAUGUGGAUUUCAGUUUGCGGCAGUGCUCGUACCAUCGAGAGAUUUCUCAAAUUUCGACAUGGUGGUCCGGACUUGGUUUAGCCAAAGAGUUAAUGUAUGCGAGAAAUCAACCACUUAAAUGGUAUAUUUGGUCCUUGGCAUGCUUUUCGGAUCCUACUUUAUCAGAGGAAAGGGUUGAGCUCACAAAACCAAUAUCUUUGAUCUACAUAAUAGAUGACAUUUUCGAUGUUUACGGGACUCUAGAUGAGUUAACUCUUUUCACAGAAGCUGUUUGCAGAUGGGAUAUCACAGCUAUUGAACAACUACCAGAUUACAUGAGGACAUGUUUCAGGGUCCUCCAUAAUCUCACAAAUGAAAUCAGCUCCAAGUGGAAGAUUUUGUGCAAAGCCUUCCUAGUUGAAGCAAAAUGGUUUGGCUCUGGGAAGUUGCCCAGUGCUGAAGAAUACUUAAAGAAUGGGACAGUAAGCUCUGGAAUGCAUAUUGUGAUGGUCCACGCUUUCUUUCUGUUGGGUCAUGGAUUAACUGAGGAAAAUGUUCAGAUCAUAGACAGAAUCCCUGACAUAACUUCUUCCCUGGCAACAAUUCUUCGACUUUGGGAUGACUUGGGAAAUGCACAGGAUGAGAAUCAACAAGGCAAAGAUGGAUCGUACGUGAAUUGUCUCAUGAUGGAUCACCCAGAGUACACGAUGAGAAUGGCAAGAGAGAGGGUGAUGAGUGAGAUAUCUGAUGCGUGGAAGACCCUCAACCAAGAGUGUUUGUUUGGUAAACAUUUCCAUUCAACAUUUACUAAGGCCUCACUCAAUCUUGCAAGGAUGGUACCAUUGAUGUAUAGUUACGACGACAAGCACUCCCUUCCAGGACUAGAGAAGCAAGUCCAGUCCUUUCUUUAUGAUAAUUUGCUGUAA
Messenger RNA from Sphenostylis stenocarpa, 1656 nucleotides. The record is from the annotation of a GenBank genome assembly. Lineage: Eukaryota; Viridiplantae; Streptophyta; Magnoliopsida; Fabales; Fabaceae.